Messenger RNA from Serendipita indica DSM 11827, 1524 nucleotides. The record is from the annotation of a GenBank genome assembly. Lineage: Eukaryota; Fungi; Basidiomycota; Agaricomycetes; Sebacinales; Serendipitaceae.
AUGUCCGACGAUUUUUUACUCGAUGAUGAGCUGUACGAGCUCGCGACAGGAGGUGACAAGAAGCGGAAGAAGAGACCGUCCGAGGGCAAGAGCUCGCGAAAGCGGGCGAGGACAGACUUGGGUGGCUCGGAUAUGGACGACAGCGACGAAGGAACCGACGCGGAGAAUCCGUAUCCAUUCGAAGGCAAAUACAAGAGCUUCAAAGAGAAAAUGGAGCUCGAGGAACUUCCUGAAAUGGAGAGAGAAUCUAUCCUCGCCCAACGGUUAGAAGAGAUGCAGCGAAUAGCAGAUAGGCACAACCUCUCCAAGCUCAUGGCGAACAGAGGAGAUGGUGGUGGAUUGGCAGACGAUAGUGUUGCGCAAGCUGCGAAGCGUAAACGGAAUAUGACCAACUCAGCUCGAGAAAAGGCGAGCACCCGAGAUGCAUUGAAAGCCAGUCGAAAAGCGAGGGAAGAACGACGGGCUCAUCACACUCCCGGGACUCGCGAAUCACCCUCCAAACGGCGAAGGAGCUCGUCUUCAGCUUCGUCAGAUAUGAACAUGAGCACGGACGAGGAAGAGAAGCCUCGAUCGAGAAAACGAAGUGAGAAUAAAGUGGAAGAAGACAACCGGGACAUUACAGUGCAAGACCUUGGUAGGCUUCAGCUCACGCGGACCCAACUCGCGAAGGAGUAUAUGAAGCCGUGGUUUGAGGAGUAUGUCACAGGCGCCUGGGUACGAUAUCUGAUUGGGUCCAACGAGGGGAAAGCCGUCUACCGAAUAUGCGAGAUAAAGUCUAUCGGCUCGCGGACUGUCCUCCCGUAUACGGUUGAGAAUGUGACCAUGAACCAGCAACUCGAGCUCGCGUUUGCCAAAAGCACGCGCUUGUUCAAUAUGGACAAAGUGUCGAAUAGUGCGUUCACCGAGCGCGAGUUUGAUCGAUUAAUUCAAGAGAAGAGACAAGGCAUGAAAGCAUGUGAAGCGCGCAAUCUCACAGAGGCGGACGUCGCUGCUAUGAUUGCCCGUCGACGAACGAUCAACCCCAACGAAGUGAGCUUCUCGCAGCGGAUUGCAGAGGGCAGUCGGAUCCGUCAAGAGCUCAACGCAGCGCUGGCGCGAAGUGACAAUGCCGAAGUCACCAGGUUGCGCGCCGAACUCGACGCCUACAAUGCAAAAUAUGGCGAGAAUGAUAGUGCAUACUCCGGAAGCGAACAUGAAAUCGCGCGCAGGCCUGGUAUAAAGCGCGAGAAUAGCGCAGCAGGAAGUGGUGCAGAGUCACUUCUCGAAGAACUCUCAAGGCGUAACAGGCAGUUGAAUCACGAACAUGCGCGCAAAGUCCAGAUAGCUGAUGCAGAAAGGAGACGAAGGGCGCACCAAGAACGCCUAAAGGAGGAGGCUGCAAAGGCUGCUGCCGCUCAGAAGGAUGGAUCAGAUAUUAACGUUCAGAAGAUGGAAGAUGUCGUUGAUAAAAACCCUGACUUGGCCAACAAAGACAUUGGGACGAAAAUGGCGCAUAUGGUCGAGAUUGACCUGCCGGACUUUUGA